GUUUGGCGCAGCCUACGAAUCGAACGAACUUAAUAAAAGUAAAUAAAAUGGCAAUAGGGCAACCUACCCCGGAUACCCAUAUAGAAGUUGUAAGCACUUCUCGACCUCAGAGCAGGUUCAACUGCUGUGUUAAUCGUCAGAGGCUGCACUCGAUUAUUACAGGAAUGGUAAUCUUUUCCUAUGGCGGUAUGGGCAUGGCUCAGGGCCUUGGAUGGAAUAGGUACACAGGCAUCGCCGACUCCUAUCAAUUUGAGUUCAGUUGGUUCAUUGGCGUCAUCAUUGGAGCUAUAUUGAGUGCCCUCGCUUUUGUUCACGUGCCCAAGUUCUAUUUCUAUGCUCUGGCAAUUGUGAUGCAGCUGAUCGAUGCCAUUAUCUGUGUGAGUGCCCCAUAUAACUAUGAAGCAAUGGUUGCAGCUCGGUAUAUUGGAGGCAUUGCCAUUGGCUUCAUUACGGUACCCUUUAUAAUACACAAUUCGGAAGUGGCGCCAAGCAAUGCCCGUGGCAAGUGGUGCGCCGUGGAGCAGUCCGGCCUGGGAUUGGGCAUAGCUAUACAGGUGAUCAUGGACUCAAUGUGGAACCCGGCCUUAUCUAUCGGAAACAACCAAGUGCAUGGCAUCAUUGGAAUCGUUUUUGCUAUUAUUGCCAUUGCCAUAUUAAUGCUAUCGGUUGAAUCGCCUAUCUUCCAAUUGCGCCGGAAUGAUUACGUAAAGGCAAACACAUGCCAAUGGGAGCUGAUGGACAAAAACGCAACCUCAGAGGAUCACAAUGAAGCCCUCGAAGAAAACAAGCGCUAUGUGUCGGAGGGCUCACACGAGAGCUUAGGCCAUGAUCUAUCCGCCUCCAUGAUUCCAUUUAUCAAAAUGUUCUUCUGUCGCUGCCUUGUGGCGUUCAGCUUCUCGGCGCCGCUCACCAAGACAAUCAUAGCGAGCAGCGUUGUUUGGAAAGGCACCAUGUACAGUUGGCCGAUCAUCGUAUGGAGAAUCUUGCGCUGGAUCGGAACGCUCGUUGCCAUAUUAGUUAUGGACAAGCUGGGACGCAAGCUCCUCUCAAUGGUAGGUCUUGUAUGCAUGGCGGGCUUGAUGCUGGGCAUGGCCGGCAUCUAUUCCAACUGGUCUAACACUUUCAGCCCAUACUACAUGGCACAGGUUUGUCGCAUUUCUAUGGUAUUCCAAAUGUUUGCUGGCCUCUUCGUCGCAUGCACGCCCGCUUACAUGGGAGAGGCGUUCCCCAUGCGAGUCAAGCCCUUCAUGAUUGCCCUUAUUGUGUGCAUUGAGCAAGUGAUCCAUAUCAUUGUGAUUGUCACAUUCGACCGGAAUCCCUACUGCUUCUUCCAGUACUAUUUGAGUGUUGGUAUUAUCCUGCUUAUAAGUAUGCUUAUCCUUUUGGCGAUGCUACCGGAGACGCGAAAAAUGACGUUGCGACAGGCGGGCUACCGCUUCCGUCGCCUGCAUGACAUCUGGGCCCACUAGGGAGGAGCUGACAUAGAAGCAACUGUACCUCAAUAAAACUUUAAAGAUGUCUAAUUAUAUCUGUACAUACAUUU
Messenger RNA from Drosophila montana, 1543 nucleotides. Its product is annotated as proton myo-inositol cotransporter hmit-1.3-like. Gene Ontology annotation, biological process: transmembrane transport. Bases 48 to 1469 code for a protein of 473 amino acids. The record is from RefSeq and is a predicted model, not a curated record. Gene Ontology annotation, cellular component: membrane. The transcript has 3 exons. NCBI's taxonomy places the organism in Eukaryota, Metazoa, Arthropoda, Insecta, Diptera, Drosophilidae. Gene Ontology annotation, molecular function: transmembrane transporter activity.